UAACCACUUCCACAACAACAAGAAGCUGAAAAACAAGGAAGUGAACGAUUCUAAGGCAGCCGUAACCAGUUAUAAGGCCUUGACAAAAUACGCAGAGCUCCGUUUAAUCCGACAUUCUUCAGCUUCUGGAUCAGUCGACAACAAUGAACAACAAAGGUUCUUAUCCACAGCAGGCUGUGUACCCUCAGCAGAGCACUGCACCUGUAUACCCCCCUGCUAUGCAAAUGUCUCCUCAGGCACCUCCUUACACAGACACACCACCUGCAUAUUCUGAGAUAUACCAGCCCAGAUAUGUGCUUCCACCUCAGGUGCCUGGUCAGGUGCCUCAGAUGUCCUCUCACUACCCUGGUGCUCAGGUGUUUAUGCCCAUGCAGCCACAUAUGCCUGUUGGGCCAGUGGGUCAGAAUGUCCCCAUGGCAUACUACCCAAUGGGAGCCGUCUACCCCCAUGGUUCAACAGUGAUGGUGGAGGGUGGCUUCGAUGCUGGUGCACGUUUCACAGCAGGCAGCAGUGUUUCCAUCCCUCCCCCUCCCCCUGGGCACCCCCCCAAUGCAGCUCAGCUGGCCGCCAUGCAGGGUGCCAAUGUUGUAAUGACACAGCGCAAGAAUAACUUCUUCUUGGGUGGAUCCAGUGGAGGUUAUACCAUCUGGUAACAGCAACUCCUUAAGUCCUCCUCCAUGCCUAAACCGUGUCCCUGUCCCACAUGAUGCCCCAGUUCUUCCCCUGUCCCAUACGCCUCCUUCUUUAGGCUGCUUGGCCAUGCCACAAUACUGAUAUCACCUAACGGAAUGUAAUAUUUUAGAGCCCCUGUGAAAGGUACAGUACUCCACUUCUGUCCUAUAGAUAAAAUACAACAGUCAAUCAGCUGAGGAAAUGCCACUGCCUCGAGAGGACAAAUGCUAAUGUUUUUUUUUUUAAAUUGUAGAGUUCAUUCCAUAACUCCUCUUUGGGUCUCACCUCUUUGCUCUUUCUCAAUCAGACCUCUUCGGGCAUCUCUAUUUGGUCCAGAGACAUAGUCUCCUCCAAAAACAAACAACAAAUUGCAUUCAGUUGCUCUUGUAUAUCUGUAAAGCUUUCAUAAAUCUGAAAUAUCAGAUCUGCACCACAUAGUUUAGCUGCUUCAUGGUGAAAGUACAACGCAGUUACAGAAUUACAAUGUAAGCGCAAAAAAGGAAUUUCCACCUGUCUUUUUUGAAACUUUUAGUGUAGUAAAAUAAUAGAUGUGUAGUAGUUUCAUGUAAAUACAAGUAUAAUGAUCACAAGAUCUUAACUUUCAAAAAAUUUGCAUCUUGGAUGCUUUUAGCUAGGAUUGUCUUGUCUUUGCACAGUAUCCAGACUACCACAGCAAAUUUGCUGCACAGUCAGUUUGACAGAUUGUUGCAUUUGAAUCACUUGUAAAUUAAUGAAAUUAAAUUGAAGCAAAUAAUUCAAGAAAAGAUUCCAUGCAAUAUCCAAAGUGGUUUACUGUACCUUGUUGGGCAACUUGUAGAUGAACAUAGUCAAGUGCCAAAGAGCACUGGGGAUAGCCCUAAUUUAAAGCAAAUUAACUUCAGUAAACUUAAAGGAAAGAAAUUUAAAGUAAAUCCAAAUAGUACGUUGAAUAGGAAGGAGUGGUUGGUGUAACAUUUUAGCUUUUUGUCUCCUGUAUCUAUUUUUCACAGUCGGAUACCCAGAGUUUAUACACUAAAUGUUUUAUUGUACAGAUUUCUUUGUGUCUUCACACAACAUAAUUUGGUAUCAUCCAGUCCACUUUAAAGUAUUUAUUUACUCUAGAUAAUGUCAUUUUUUGUGAUAGCAUUAGUAUCCAGUUAACAUGGUCAAGAGAUGGGUAACAUUACAGUGUUUCUUCUUCCAUCUUUUCUUUUUCACAUCUAAGUGACAAAAUUAGUGAGGCUAGAGAAUUUAUUAGUAUAAACAAUGAGCUGUUUGUACCAAAGAUUUGGUCUACAAUGCACUUAUAGUAUGUUUGGUUGUGACUUUAAAUUUCAAAUGUCACAAUUUAAAAGCAAACAUAUCAUUGAUUCAGCAGCUGUGAGAUUGUGAGUACCUCAAGUAUCAAUCUGACAUGACUGCAAUUUAGUUAAUGUGUUUGUCGCCUUGUGUGGGUCAUUUCUUUUUAAGUUUUUGCAAAAAAUUUUGCACCUUUACUGUGUGAAAAUUUGAUUCAAUACUUUUUAUCUGGGAUGCACUGCUAAGAAAAACUGAGAACUUGCAGACAAUGGGGUCUUUUUUUAAUUCUGUUUUCAUGUCUUUUUAAAGGAAGCUGUGAGAUUUUUGAACAUUUUUAGAUUUUAAAAAAGUUGACUCAUUUGUCAAGCUGUAGUUCAUGUUAAAGUGUCCAAAUGUGGCGUGUUGUUCAGUAGCCUGACAGUAUAUACAAACAUGCAUUGAGGCUAUAUCACUGUCAAUGUAUUUGCUCAUUUCCAAGACAUAUGUUUGUGCUGCUAAUACUGUAAAUCUGCUUUAGAAUCUUUACAUAAUGUGUUUUUCUGCAAACUUAAAAAUUGUGCCACAAACUAGAUAAGUCAUAAUGGAUACCAUGAGAUGAUUAUUUGUAGAUAUUCUUCAUUUUGGUGUCUGGUAGCGUUAAUGUGUCACUGGGUAUCCGACAUUCCAUAUCAAGUUUUAACAGCUGUGGCCGGAAGAAAACAAAUGCUGUUGCUGUCAUCUAAUAUUUGGUUUUUUCAGUGUUACUCGUAGGUGAGACAGGCCAGCUGUCUGGACGCCUCUCUGUGUGCGAAUCAUUCAUCUGCUGAUCUCUCAGCAGUGGAUACGCACUACUACACCGGACAUGACUGAUACUUUACAUUAACUCACUAGUGUUUCCAAAAAAAGGCUCAACAUGCAUUUAUUCUCACUCGUGCCAUUGUUCUAGACUGAUUUGGUAGUUAAGAGGCCACAGCUGUCAAAACUUAAAAAUGUAUUUGAUAUAAAAGUUUUCUUUUUUUUCCAUCUCACUCCUGAUUUUGUUUUGUAAAGCAACAUAAUGGUGGCUUUGUCCCAGCAAUAUGAAGUACUGUAAACUACAGCUGAUCAGUAGAUGCUAUGCCAACCACAGCCAGCAAAUGGAUAACUCUUUGUUGAAGGAUUAUGGACAUUUAUAGUUCAGGGAUUCUCUUUACAAUAUUUUGUAAAAUAGACAUCUGUACUAAAGUGAUGUGAUGGACUUUGGUACACAUUCUAUCUUUUAAGAUUACUAAAGGAGGUGAGUGUCACUUCAGUUUGCUGAGACAUGUCAAAGAUGGAAAAAAAGAACUUAGGUGCACUUAACUUUUUUAUACUAAACUUAAAAUUUAAAAUGUAAGUUUAGAAUAAAGGUUAUUUUGGAAAUUUGAAA
Molecule: messenger RNA, 3337 nt
Organism: Sphaeramia orbicularis (orbiculate cardinalfish)
Lineage: Eukaryota; Metazoa; Chordata; Actinopteri; Kurtiformes; Apogonidae
Gene: dazap2
Product: DAZ associated protein 2
Exons: 4
Coding region: 144-653 (169 amino acids)
Source: RefSeq, a predicted model, not a curated record